ACCCGUUUUCUAUGUAACACAUGAUGCCUACCAAGAAACUGCCCGCCCUCACCACCUACCUAACUAGUAACAUAUGUCUCCGAUCCUUGAACUCAAGUUUCGAUCUCUAUACAUCACUUCACUUCAAAGGGCAGGACGACAGGAAAGAUAAUUCAGCAGCUUCACAUAUCUUCUAUAGAUCCUACAGCCUUUUCCUAGAUCCCUAAAUACGACCUAUUGUCUUCUCCUAUCCUUAACUGCUCUCCAAACCCCGUUACUUUGUCUUACGGUACCCCUCAGGUCAACCUCGUUGUAUUAACCAGGGCAGGCCAUAACCUCCAGUGGUGGUAAACAACUAUAUUUUCAACUUUACAAGUUUUCAAUUUCAGUGCAGGUCACUUAGCUCAUUUUUUCCAACACACUUUCCAUCAUGGCUAGAGAGAGGACGACGUCAAUUAGCCUCGAGGCUCCAAAGAGGAAGGAUGUAGAGGAUUCCGGUGCCCACGAUCUUGUCUCCGACUCAGACGACCACUUUUCGGAUGCGCACUCAUCUCCAGAGAACAGCCCUGGAUCUAUUUCGCCCGUACCGCGGACCCGAGUUGAGAAAGUGGAUGAUGAGCCGUCUUACGGUGAAGUCCCGGGUACGGAAGCUUACCAGAAACGGACAAGGGAUGCCGAGCCCGACGAGAUUGCUAUUAUUCAAGAUAAGAAGCCAGAAUAUGUUUCCCCCGAUAGACCUGUAACGCCUGGGGGUCAUCCCAUUCCAAAGACUGUAGUCGAGGAAGCCGCAGACGAGCCUGGCUUUUCUUCUCACCGUCAUCGUGAAAGUCUCCAUGAGGCAGACGCCUCUCCAGACAUUAUUCGCAAACCUGAUGGUACUGGCGAGGCGAAUUCGACACCCUCCUCGCUUGAAACCACCAAAGAAGCAACUGAUAACGCGGCUGUAGCCCCAUCACUGCAAUCACCAACAACACAUCGACGGAGGAAAUCUUCGACAGCAAAGUCAACGGGAAGUUUUGGUGGAGGGAAUGAUGAUAGCAUUAACAAUGACGAUGACGAUUUUGGCGACGACUUUGACGAUUUUGAAGAGGGUGAUGAAGAUGCUGAUUUUGGCGACUUUAACGAUGGCUUUGACGCGGCUGAGGCAGAAGUAUCGACGCCUGUGUCUGCUCCUCAGCCCCAAGUCUCAAUUCCCUCAUUUCCAAUAUUGGACCUGGACGGUCUUGAUUCUGAAGACAUAUUGACUGCGACUGAACCGUACCUGGAUGCUCUAUACUCUCCUGAAGUACAGGAGCUCCCAGCCCUAUCAUCCACUCCUAAGGACAACCCUAUAUUCUUCAACCCACGGAGCGCCUCCCUUUGGUCACAACUUGCUGCUCCUCCGCCUCUUCAGCCUCCUGAUUGGAUCCGAUCCCGCAUAAGGCGUCUAUUUCUUGUAUCGCUUGGUGUACCUGUGGAUCUAGAUGAGAUAUUACCAGCUUCUAAACAGAAGAAGCUCGUGCUACCAUCCGUCCGUCAUGCCACCUCGAAUGGCUCGUUGCGCGGAUCAACGGAUUCUCGGUCUGCCUCCCAGCUCAAGAAGCCCGGCACCGAUAACAAUUCAUCAGUCUCCGUAGACUCUCAAGGCAAGGAGAAACCAAGGUCGGAUUCGAAGAGGCGGAAGGGGCCCCCUGAGGCACCAGAGUUGGAUUUAGUGUCAGCGAAGCAGCUGUGCAUGACCACAGAAGAAGCGUUAGCCGGAAUGACCGUCCCAGAACUCCAGCAGCACAUGAAGAAGCUGCAGAACAUGGAAGUGCGGGCUAAAGAGGUGCUCGAGUAUUGGAAGAAGCGUGCCGACGAAAAGGUCGGGGACAGAGAGGCGUUCGAGGGCGUCAUAGAAAACCUCGUGAAGCAUGCCAGGAAAACUAGGAAGUAGAAAGCGCAAUACAAUACAAAUAAUAUUAAUACCUACCACCUCGCUUUCAAGACUUACUCUUUGAUUCAUUUCUUGUUCUCUAGGUUAUGACAUUGUAUAAGUAGAGUAUAGUCCAAAUUCACCCUAACUUAAUAACGAG
Messenger RNA from Hypoxylon fragiforme, 2033 nucleotides. RefSeq lists its product as uncharacterized. The coding region runs from base 410 to 1894 and encodes 494 amino acids. The transcript has 4 exons. The record is from RefSeq and is a predicted model, not a curated record. NCBI's taxonomy places the organism in Eukaryota, Fungi, Ascomycota, Sordariomycetes, Xylariales, Hypoxylaceae.